Molecule: messenger RNA, 1422 nt
Organism: Aspergillus niger
Lineage: Eukaryota; Fungi; Ascomycota; Eurotiomycetes; Eurotiales; Aspergillaceae
Exons: 5
Coding region: 1-1422 (473 amino acids)
Biological process (GO): polyketide metabolic process
Source: RefSeq, a predicted model, not a curated record
AUGACUGCAUUACUUAUUGGCGAUUCUAACAGAACACGGCCAAACUCUUUCCUUCUCUCCCAUCUUACUCGCAGAGGCGUUGGCCCUGGUAUGAUUAUCGUACUUCCUGAUGGCCUUUCAGGUCAGCUAAUCGAGGAUCACUCUGCCCCUCCGCCUUCCGUAAAGUGGGCUGAGGAGGGAUAUACUGUCAUCCAGAUAUGUGAAUCUGCCCUCAGCCAGGAAACCGUGUUGUGCCAGGCGGUAGAGGAAUUGGCGCAACAUGACAAGUGCACGCCAAACGACAUUAUUGGUCUUAUAGGACUAUUGCUUAUUGAGACCGCAGCAUAUGGCUUUCAUCUAUGGGAAGGCCUGAAAUCUCUUCCCGGCAUCGAGAGAAUCACGGCAGCUGUUGUGUACGCGGCAGCAAGCAACGCAACUCAAUUGAUCUCAAGCGGCAUUCCCACAAUGUACCAUCUAGCUGGGAAAGCGGAUACACCAUUACAAAGAGCAUUCAGUACAAUGCAAUAUGACUAUCCAAACAUAGAAAGCCAGUUCUUUGCCCUCCCAAAUUCUACCGCAUUCGAUUAUGCCACGGAGGGAGUCUCACAUACGCGAAGCUUGACCUUCCUAAAAAAGCACAUGAAUGGCCCAUUCUUCGACCUAGAGGUUAUCUGGGAAGAACAUACUUAUUUUGAAUUCGACAAUCGAUCAGUUGAGCAAACAAUGGCAACAAUGUCAUUAGUGUCUCAAUUCAACCGGCUGACGGAUUGUCUGAAGAUGACGGGCGGGAUUGGCCGUGAUGAGCUCACCAGAUUCUAUCGCGACCAUUUCAUUUUCAACAACCCCCCAGAUACCAAGAAUGAAUUGAUAAGUCGGACUAUCGGUAUUGAUCGGGUAGUUGAUGAGUUUAUAAUGACUUUCACACAUGAUUCUGAAGUCGAUUGGUUAAUCCCUGGGAUCCCACCAACCGGCCGCAAGCUGGAGAUCCCGUUCAUGGCAGUGGUCAAUAUCCGAGGAGAUCGCCUUUACCACGAACACAUCACCUGGGACCAAGCCACUGUCCUCAAGCAGCUGGGCCUUAUGCCAGAGUUUCUACCAUUUCCAUAUCCACUUACUGGUGGGAAGAGGCCGGCCACGGAAGAAGCUUUGAAGUUCGAGCACCGGUUGCAGGGGCUGAGACAGCAGCAAAAAUGCGUCAUAAGAGCUCUGUUCCGUCAAACGAAUUGUUCGAGGGGUCCAUCCGGGAAGUUUGAUUUUGUGCCUCUAUUCGAUUAUGCCCUAGAAAGGAUUGUCCCUAAUCUAGUCCAACAAGUGACGCUGUUGCUGCUUAGGCGAACGUUAUUUCUUCAAGAAUCAAUUCUCGUCACACGUGUUGAAGAAUAUACACUUCUUUCCAGACUAGACAUCUUAAUUGUGUGUGAAAUAGAGACUUUGCAGUUAUAA